Molecule: messenger RNA, 204 nt
Organism: Strongylus vulgaris
Lineage: Eukaryota; Metazoa; Nematoda; Chromadorea; Rhabditida; Strongylidae
Source: the annotation of a GenBank genome assembly
GCAGAGUUCAAAGCUGGCAAAACCCCGAUUAUGCUGGCUACAGAUGUUGCAGCACGUGGAUUAGGUGUGCGCGCAGCGGUCUAUGGAGCUGAACCACCGUCUCUCGACGAUAUCAUGUGGGCUUUGACUGGUCGUCAGAGAGCCAACACUGAUGUGAUGAGCGGCGUUUUGUUGCCGGUGUCAACAGCGCCUUUCCAAUCGUAG